AUGUUGUCUGAUUUACUUGAUGAUGAUCUUUUAUCAAGACCGAUAACAUUACCAACAUCAACGAAACCUAUGGUUAAUAUGACUAAUACUGACAGUAGUAAUAGUGGUAGUGGCUCAAUUGUAUUAAUGCAGCCUAAACUAGAACCACAACCGGUUGUCUUUGACCAACAACAACAGCAACAGUCUAAAAUGGUACCAAUAACUUCUCGUUAUGAUUCACAACAACAGUGUUCAACAAAUGGUAGUGCAUAUACUUGUUCAAAUUGUACACAACCUAUUCAUGAACGUUAUUUAUUAUAUACACAAGAUCGUUCAUGUCGUGGAAAUUAUUGGCAUAUGCAAUGUUUACGUUGUCAAUGUUGUGAUGCUGUUUUAGCUGAUAUAUCGUCAACAUUUUAUACUAAAGAUAAUGCACUACUUUGCAAGUCUGAUUAUAUUAAAAGAUAUGGUAGUCGUCCAUGUUCAUUCUGUAGUCAAGUUAUUGCACCAAAUGAACAAGUUAUGCGUGUUAGUCCAAAUUAUGUUUAUCAUCUUCAUUGUUUUACUUGUAUUAAAUGUCAUGCACGUUUAGUUAAAGGUGAUCGUUAUGUUUUUUUUAAUGGACAAUUAUAUUGCGAAAAAGAUAAUCCACUUAAAUCAACAACAAAUACUAGUAAUAGUCCAGCAUCAAAACGUGGUACUAAUACGAGUAAACGUGGUGCAAAAGCAGCUAAUGCUGCUGCAUCACGUGCUGCUGCAGCAGCAGCAGCAGCAGCGGCUGCUGCUCAAGCUCAACAACAAACAUUCGCAACACCAACAACACAAAUACAUCAUCAAUAUCAUCCUUCAACACAUACAGGACACUUGACACUAUUAAAUAAUCAUCAUAUACAUUCAUCAACAUCAUCAUCAUCAUCGACACAAAAUACAAUAACACAUUCGUUGCUCAAUAAUAAUAAUAAUAAUACGAAUAGCAACAGUUCAUCAUCAUUGGCGACACCAAGUGGUGAUGAACUAUAUUAG
Messenger RNA from Rotaria sp. Silwood1, 1002 nucleotides. The record is from the annotation of a GenBank genome assembly. Lineage: Eukaryota; Metazoa; Rotifera; Eurotatoria; Philodinida; Philodinidae.